CUGGGGGGGAAAACGUAGGAUGAGGAGGCAGAAACAUUAGUGCUAAUCUGCUACAGAAAGACUAGAUAAAUCAGCCGAGCUUGCCUCUCUCUCGUACAUCACUAAGCGAGAAGCUGAGUGCAGCUGGACCAUGUGCCUGAGCAGUCACAUCACUAGGAAGAACACAGUAUGGAUACAAAACCUAAAACGUCUCCGUAAGGAAGCUUGCUGGGUUGGACUGAUGAAAACACUGCAGUAAAUACCGGCAAUACAUGUCAGGGCUGCUGGUUCCUCCUUAUGGUGUUAUGGAAACUGGCUCCAACAAUGACAGAAUGCCGGACAAGGAGAAUAGUACUCUGUGCUCCAUUUCGAAAAACAGCAGUAAGGUUCCAUCAGAAAAAAUCCUCCGCGCUGGAAAAGUGUUACGGAAUGCAGUCCUCUCCCGGGCACCUCACAUGAUAAGAGACCGCAAGUAUCAUCUGAAGACAUAUAGGCAAUGCUGUGUUGGAACAGAACUUGUAGACUGGAUAAUGCAGCAAAGUUCAUGUGUUCAUUUACGGACGCAGGCGGUGGGAAUGUGGCAGGUAUUGCUGGAAGAAGGUGUUCUCAAUCACGUUGAUCAGGAACAAAACUUCCAAGACAAAUACUUGUUUUAUCGGUUUUUGGAUGAUGAGCUGGAAGAAGCCCCAAUGCCAACGGAGGAAGAGAAAAAAGAAUGUGACGAAGAGCUACAGGACAUCAUACUUCUGCUCUCUCAGAUUGGACCUGAUGCUCAUAUGAGGAUGAUUCUUAGAAAGCCGCCUGGCCAGAGAACAGUUGAUGAUCUAGAAAUUAUAUAUGAAGAACUUCUGCAUAUUAAGGCUUUAUCUCAUCUUUCAACAACAGUAAAGCGCGAACUAGCAGGUGUGCUGGUGUUUGAAUCGCACCCCAAAGCGGGAACUGUUUUAUUUAAUCAAGGAGAAGAAGGAACAUCUUGGUAUAUUAUUUUAAAAGGAUCAGUAAACGUAGUCAUUUAUGGCAAGGGUGUGGUAUGCACACUACAUGAAGGUGAUGAUUUUGGCAAGUUAGCAUUAGUGAACGAUGCUCCAAGAGCUGCUUCCAUUGUUCUGCGGGAAGAUAAUUGCCACUUCUUGAGAGUGGACAAGGAAGACUUCAAUAGGAUACUCCGGGAUGUUGAAGCCAACACAGUAAGACUUAAGGAACAUGACCAAGAUGUCUUGGUAUUAGAGAAGAUCCCAGCAGGGAACAGAGCUUCUAAUCAAGGAAACUCACAGCCACCGCAGCAUAAGUAUAUUGUGAUGUCAGGAACUCCUGAGAAAAUUUUAGAACAUUUCCUAGAAACCAUGCGUCCCGAAUCAACGUUAAGUGAAGGAACUGAUGGUGGUGUACAUGAUUUUGUUAUGAUGCACUGCACGUUCAUGCCAAAUAAUCAGCUUUGUCCAGCACUGAUGGCUCAUUACCACGCUCAGCCUUCUCAGGGAACAGAGCAAGAAAAAAUGGAUUAUGCCCUCAACAACAAAAGGCGAGUCGUUCGCUUAGUUCUGCACUGGGCUGCUUUGUACGGCGACCUCCUGCAAGAGGACGAAGCAGCGAUGGCUUUUCUGGAGGAGUUUUAUGUAUCUGUAUCAGAUGAUACAAGAGGGAUCACAGCACUCAAAGACCAACUUCCAGAGCUAGAAAAGACUAUGAAACAAAUCUCAGAAGAAGCUAAAGCACCUCAGAAAAAGCACAAAGUUCUUUUGCAGCACUUCAACACAAGUGAUGAAAGAACACAGAAACGGCAGCCCAUCAGGGGAAGCGAUGAGCUUCUGUUCAAGGUGCACUGCAUCGAUCACACCUACACCACUAUCCGCAUUCCCGUGUCGUCUUCGGUGAAAGAAGUCAUUGGCGCAGUCGCUGAUAAACUGGGCUCCGGAGAUGGCUUGAUAUUAGUAAAAAUGAGCUCGGGAGGAGAAAAGGUCGUGCUCAAACCUAAUGAUUUUUCGGUGUUUACGACACUCAGUGUCAACGGACGCCUCUUCGCUUGUCCUCGAGACCAGUUUGACUCUCUGACACCUGUACAGGAACAAGAGGGUCCUUCUGCUGGAACCAUGGCAACUUUUGAACUCAUGAGCUCCAAAGAUUUGGCCUACCAAAUGACUAUUUACGAGUGGGAGCUCUUCAACUGUGUGCAUGAGCUGGAACUAGUCUACCACACAUUUGGAAGACACAAUUUUAAAAAGACUACAGCAAAUCUGGAUCUAUUUUUACGAAGAUUUAAUGAAAUCCAGUUCUGGGUAGUCACAGAGAUUUGCCUUUGUUCCCAGCUCAGUAAACGUGUCCAACUCUUAAAGAAGUUUAUCAAGAUAGCAGCCCACUGCAAGGAAUACAAAAACCUGAAUUCUUUUUUCGCUCUGAUCAUGGGACUGAGCAAUGUUGCAGUGAGUCGUCUCACAAUGACUUGGGAAAAACUUCCAAGCAAGUUCAAGAAGAUCUAUGCAGAGUUUGAAAGCUUAAUGGAUCCCUCAAGAAAUCAUAGGGCCUACAGACUCACUGUGGCUAAGCUGGAACCUCCUGUUAUUCCCUUUAUGCCUUUACUCAUAAAAGAUAUGACAUUUACUCAUGAAGGGAACAAGACUUUUGUUGACAAUCUGGUGAACUUUGAAAAAAUGCGCAUGAUUUCAAACACCGUUCGGACUGUGAAAAUCUGCCGGAGCCAGCCUUUCAAUCCUGAUGCAUCUCUGGCAAAUAAGAACCAUCAGGAUGUCCGGAGUUAUGUACGACAAUUAAGUGUGAUUGACAACCAGAGGACUUUAUCACAGAUGUCACACCGACUAGAACCACGGCGUGCUUAAGUGUUCCAAAUGAUUACACCUCCUUCUCUCCCCCCCCCCUUCAGUACAAGGUCAUUUGUUAAGAAGGCCACCUUUUCUUGCUACUGCACUGCCACUACACAACUGUAAGCAACAACAGAUUCCAACAUCUUUGAUAAUAAACGCACAACCUACCUGCCAUACCCAGGAAAUGACAGGAGGAGUUUGCCUGGUGAAGAGGCUGUCUGCUGUAGCUAGGGGGUUGCCUAGGUUCUAUAUUCUUAUUUAAUUCUGGGGGUGGGGGUGGGGAAGGGGGGAGUAUUGUACAGAAUAGAACUCUUUAUUUAUAAAAAGUGGGAAGGAGAAUGCUCAAAUACAGGAAAAAGGAAACAAUACUAAUAUUCUUUUCAAAAGAUGGCAGGGGAGAGAACCUAAAACUUCUGCCAUUUCCAGGGAAUAUAUAAAGGAGUUCUCUUAUCUAACAAAAUGAAUCACAGUAUUUUCUAAUUCAUUAUUACAUUAAAGUCCAAAUUUUGCCAUUGAGUUUGCAUGUUCAGCUCCCAUGAGCUUUAGAAGCAAAAAUAAAUAAUGGCGGAAAACAGGUACUGUAAUCUAUUGCCAUGGUAUUCAGAGAAGAGUUAAAAGCCUUUCUUUGUGAGAGAAAUUUAUAUAUUUUUCAAAAGCCAGCUCUUAAACCACAUUUGCCUUACACCAGUAGAGCAUUGUGGCCACAAGGUAACCCUAGGAUUCACUGGGUCUCUAAGGCUUGGGUACAUAUUUGCAGGGUGGAUUUGAUUGAAAUCAUGAUUUAAAUCACUAGUCAGUAAGCAUUUUAUUUUUU
This is a messenger RNA of Pogona vitticeps (central bearded dragon), 3612 nucleotides long. The record is from RefSeq and is a predicted model, not a curated record. Lineage: Eukaryota; Metazoa; Chordata; Lepidosauria; Squamata; Agamidae.